Ochotona curzoniae (black-lipped pika) is the source of this 3112-nucleotide messenger RNA. It is a transcript of the gene UBQLN4, whose product is annotated as ubiquilin 4. The transcript is spliced from 11 exons. The coding region runs from base 28 to 1836 and encodes 602 amino acids. The record is from RefSeq and is a predicted model, not a curated record. NCBI's taxonomy places the organism in Eukaryota, Metazoa, Chordata, Mammalia, Lagomorpha, Ochotonidae. Gene Ontology annotation, cellular component: cytosol. Gene Ontology annotation, biological process: ubiquitin-dependent protein catabolic process. Gene Ontology annotation, molecular function: polyubiquitin modification-dependent protein binding.
CCGGGUGGCGGCGGCGGCGGUGGCGGCAUGGCGGAGCCGAGCGGGGCCGAGACGAGGCCCCCCAUUCGGGUCACCGUCAAGACCCCCAAGGACAAGGAGGAAAUUGUAAUCUGCGAUCGAGCCUCGGUCAAGGAGUUCAAGGAGGAGAUCUCCCGGCGGUUUAAGGCUCAACAGGAUCAGCUGGUCCUGAUCUUCGCAGGCAAAAUCCUCAAGGAUGGAGACACCCUGAGCCAGCACGGGAUCAAGGAUGGGCUCACAGUCCACCUGGUUAUCAAGACCCCUCAGAAGGCUCAAGAUCCAGGCGCUCCCACUGCUUCUUCCCCCUCCACUCCUGACCCUGCCUCUGCACCCUCCACUACACCUGCUUCACCUGCUACCCCAGCCCAGCCCUCCACCUCUGGCAGUGCCGCUUCGGAUGCUGGCAGUGGAAGCCGGAGAAGCAGUGGGGGGGGUCCCUCCCCAGGGGCUGGAGAGGGACCCCCCAGUGCUGCCGCCUCCAUACUCUCUGGCUUUGGGGGCAUCCUGGGACUGGGUAGCCUGGGCCUGGGCUCUGCCAACUUCAUGGAGCUGCAGCAGCAGAUGCAGAGACAGCUCAUGUCCAACCCUGAGAUGCUAUCCCAGAUCAUGGAGAACCCACUCGUCCAGGACAUGAUGUCCAACCCCGACCUGAUGCGCCACAUGAUCAUGGCCAACCCCCAGAUGCAACAGCUGAUGGAACGCAACCCCGAGAUCAGCCACAUGCUCAACAACCCCGAGCUCAUGAGGCAGACAAUGGAACUUGCCCGGAAUCCUGCCAUGAUGCAAGAGAUGAUGCGGAACCAGGACCGGGCCCUGAGCAACCUCGAGAGCAUCCCUGGAGGGUACAAUGCCCUCCGGCGCAUGUACACAGACAUCCAGGAGCCCAUGUUCAGUGCUGCCCGGGAACAGUUUGGCAACAAUCCUUUCUCCUCCCUGACCGGGAACUCCGAGAGCUCGUCCUCCCAGCCUCUGCGGACUGAGAACCGAGAGCCCCUCCCUAACCCCUGGAGCCCCUCGCCCCCCACCUCCCAGGCCCCCGGGUCCGGUGGGGAGGGCACCGGAGGAUCGGGGACCAGCCAGGUGCACCCAACAGUCUCCAACCCCUUUGGGAUCAAUGCUGCUAGCCUGGGGUCAGGGAUGUUCAACAGCCCGGAGAUGCAGGCACUGCUGCAACAGAUCUCCGAAAACCCGCAGCUGAUGCAGACCGUCAUCUCAGCCCCCUACAUGCGCAGCAUGAUGCAGACACUCGCCCAGAACCCCGACUUUGCUGCCCAGAUGAUGGUGAAUGUGCCGCUCUUCGCGGGGAACCCCCAGCUGCAGGAGCAGCUCCGCCUGCAGCUCCCCGUCUUCCUGCAGCAGAUGCAGAACCCGGAGUCGUUGUCCAUCCUCACCAAUCCCCGCGCCAUGCAGGCCUUGCUACAGAUCCAACAGGGUCUGCAAACCUUGCAGACUGAGGCCCCCGGCCUGGUACCCAGCCUUGGGUCCUUCGGGAUGUCCAGGACCACUGCGCCCACCACAGGCAGCAACACAGGGUCUGUACCCGAGGCCCCUGCCUCCUCACCAGCCCCGGCACCUGCUGCUUCCUCUCCCACGGGGACAUCCAGUACCCAGCAGCAGCUCAUGCAGCAGAUGAUCCAGAUUUUGGCAGGAAGUGGAAACUCACAGGUGCAGACGCCAGAAGUGAGAUUCCAGCAGCAACUGGAGCAGCUUAACUCCAUGGGUUUCAUCAACCGGGAGGCCAACCUGCAGGCCCUGAUUGCCACAGGAGGGGACAUCAACGCCGCUAUUGAAAGACUCCUGGGCUCCCAGCUCUCCUAACCCCUGGCUCCAGGCCGCCCGCCUCUCCCCCGUUCCGAUGCCAGCGUCUGCUUCUCCCAUGGCUCUGUCCCUCUGUCUUCUCCCAGUGUGACUCGAAGCAGGGAGGGGCUCCCCACCUGGGCCUGUCUGCAUCUCCAAUGGAAUGUUCUCUCCUGGAGCUGAAUUGUUGGAAAGCAUCUCCCAGUCUGGCCUAUUGUCCUUACCCCUUGCCCCACAGCUCCUUCUGGAACCUUCCAACUUCUCAGAAGGUGCAGAGGCAAGGGGGGACCCAACUGCCUGAUUCACAGACACAGUCUGCCAUGGAUCAGUCUCUCUAAGAUUUGGUCUUCCGUUCACCUUUGCUAACUCCUCCUCUAUAUGUCCCACCUCUCCCAGCCAAUGGUAGAAUUUGCCUGUGAUUCUGCCUCCUCCACCCUUGUUCCUGUGUGUUCUUCACCCAGCACUUUUUCAUGAACUCCACAGGGGCCUCCAGGGAGAGGAGAAAGAUGCCCUCCCUCCCUCUCUGAAGGGAGAGAUGGACCAGGCAGAACCCUUGGGCUAGGGACUCCCAAAUCCUGGAGCAGCCCGUGGGAGACUGCAUGACACAGUGGCAAAGGCGGGUGUCUUGGAGGAGGGACAUGAGAGCAGCAGCUUGGGAAAGGUCUGGAAGCCGGGACAGACUGUUGGCAAAGAGGACUCUGGAGAGAGCAGGCCCCGGCCUGGCAGGGGGACAGGGGAGUGGAAUCCGAAUGGAUUCCUGAGGGGGUGGUGCUGGUUCUCUCAGAACUCUGUCCCACCAGAGAGAAGUGAGCAGCCAACAACGCUAGGUGCCCAAGCCUUGGGAUGUUGUGCUACCCCAUAGUCUCCCCAAGCAGUCAGGGCUGUGCCCAGCACCCUCAUCACCCCUCCCCUGAUAUUAUAGAGGAGUAGCAGAGGGAUUCCCCUUCAGAGCCAGUGGCCUCUGGCAUCUUGAUCCCUGCCCUUCUAAUUCUUGCAUCUCUUCCCCAGCCCAGAAAGUUCUGUUGGAGAGAGGGGAGGGUGGCAGUGAUGCCUUUGAUCCAGAAUUGGACAUUGCUCUCCUGUGGGCUGUGGAUGAGACCGCUGUCACCUCCCCGUCAUGCCCCUUGGCCCCCUGUACUUGAAGGACCCCAUGGCAGAGAAUAUGGAAGCAGGAGGAAGCUGGGCUUGGCUCCAAGUAGGCAUGGGUCCCAGGCAGUGCUGGAGGAAACCUUUCUGUGGCUUUCCCUCCCUCCCUGCCCUGCGCCCACACUGGCCUUUGUAAAUAAAUCGUGUGGUC